UACACGUCGUCUGGGAACGUUUGACGAAACAAAGUUUGUCAGAUUUGUUCUUGGUCGCGUAUGCGCACUAAUCGCGAAAAAAACAUGGCAGCGUUGAUUGCUGUUGUGCGAUGUCUGACGGGAUGACUUCGAGUUCCGUCGGAGACGUUCCGAGUGCUCGUUCCUUUUGUUUUGACAACGAGCGACAACGUCCGACUUGAAUUUGUGUUCUUGUAUCACAUCAUGGAACUGAGUCUGCCCAACACGGUGCUGGCGGGUGAUUCACGUUUGAUCGAUCAUAUAGUGGGCGAAGUUAAAUCUCAAGGAAUUUUUGAUCAAUUUCGCAAAGAAUGCAUCGCCGAUGUCGAUACGAAGCCUGCGUAUCAAAACUUGAGAACAAGAGUGGAGGGGUCAGUAAACUCGUUUCUUAGUAAACAAAUAUGGAAGCCAGACCUAAAUAAGAACCAGCUGAGAGAAACGUUGCGCAAGCACAUACACGAUGAGCCGUAUCUGGACGCCGGUGUUGAGCGAAUAGUGGAUCAAGUGGUGAAUCCCAAGGUUUAUUCGGUGUUUAUGUCGCAAAUAGAAGAUGUGGUAUAUAAGUUUCUGGGAAUAGAGAGACCAAAGACGAAGGAGAAAAACGGAGCGUGCGGUCUGAAGGAUUUGCUUCCGAAAGAUUUGGAUCCAGUCUCACCGGAGUCUGAUAAGAACAGUUUGAAGGAUGUAUCUCUCGAGUCUGUGGAAAAUGACACUCUCGAAGAGAAGCAAGAGGACAAGAUGUACGGCGAGCAAAAGCCGCUCGGUGAGGAAGCGUGUCAGGAUCAGAAAAACACGUCAGAAAACGGACAUCUCUCCUCGGAAGAGAAAACAGACGAAACCGGCAAAACUCUAAAGACUGGCAGCAAUUUGAAUCUAAAUACGUCCGGGAAAUCGGAUGACAAGAUGGACGAGGAAGAGGAGGAGGUCAGUCCAACGUUCGAGCCGAUUGACAUUAUGAAUCUGAACGAGUCUAACAUUUCCAAUGAUUCGCAUCUGUCGGGAAUAUCGGAAUUAACGAGUCACAGAUCGAGAAGCCCGGACUUUUCCAACGAUUUGUCGCGGGACAACUUUGAUUGCAGUAAUCAGGAUUCCCAACUGAGCAAAGUCUCCUCGGAUUCACGACUGUCGAUUGUGACGGACUUCGGUUCCAAUCACGGCUUAAUCACUCCCGCGCACGACUCGUCGAAGGAGGAGACGAAGGAUAAGUAUGAAGUCAAAAGCAGCAGCAAAGACAAUUUCAAAGCGAUCAGAGAAGAGUCCUCGAAAAACAAAUCGUCUAAAAGUAGUAGUUUCGAUUUUAGUAAAAGUAAAGAGACACAGGAUUACAAGGAAUCGAGAGAUUCCAAAAGCACAAAGAGUACGUCGUCUAAAGAAAGUUCUCGCGACGCAUCGGACAGCGGUAUAAAAGAUAAAUACGAGCAUAAGAGUUCAAGGGAGAAGAGCAAGGAUAACGAUUUCGGUAAGUCGUCGAAAAGCACAAAGGAGAAGGUUAGCAGUAAGGAAAAAUAUUACAAAGAAAAAACUAACGAGAGAAAGAAAUCGAGCAGUAGUAGCCACAGCAGCACGAAGUACUACGACAAGCAUAGCAAGAGCAAGCCGAAAGACAAGAUCGAUCAGGCGAAAGAAAUUUCUGACAAAUCCAAAGAUAUAUCGGAAAGUUGCAAGGAUAACGCGAGCAAGAUCAAGGAGGAGAAAGAGAUCGAUAAAAAAGACGGUAUCAAUAAGGACAAAAAGGAUAAUGUCAAUAAAGAAGUGAAGGACCUGAAGGAUCUUUACAAAGAAAAGAUCAGAGAGCUGAGGGAGAAGAAGGAAUUAACGGAGAAGGAAAAAUUAAAUAAGGAUAAGGAGAUUAAACUCACGAAGGAGUCUAAGGACAAGAAAGAUUCUUUCAAGGAUAAAAAACCAAGCAAGAAAGAGCACAGAAGUUCGUCGUCGUCGUCCUCGUCGAAAACUGUGUCCGCGAGUCAUCACGAAAGCAAGAGCAGCAAAUCGGAAAAGACGACUGAUGGAAAGGACAAGAAGUCCGACUCGAAAGACAGAACGAAACGGGACGAGAAACGAUUGUCGAGAGACGGGAAAAGCAAAACUCACUACACCAGCAGAACAGAUCUGUCGGAGAAGUCCGACAAAUCGGAUUCGAAGAAAUCUUCCAAGAGUGAUAAGGACGACAAGUCUGGAAAGAUGGACGUUAAGAAGGAUGCGAAGGCGGUAAGCGGCGAGAAAACAACGAACGGUAAGAAGGACACGAAGAAUCACGUUCAACGCAGCAAAAGUUCCGAUCGCAGCGAGAAAUCGGAUGGUAAGAGAGACUCGAAAAACGACAACAGUUCGUCGAAAGACAAGAAGCGCAAAGAGGAUAAGAAGUCCAAGACGAAGGACGAUCAUUCGAGUUUGCGAAAAAACUCGAACGAUCGGCGUUCUAGUGACAGGGAUGGUUCGAACGGUUCCAACAACAAGACCUCAUCGGCCAACACUUCGUAUUCGAACGUGACAAGUCACAAAUCGAACACGUCGGGAUUGACAAAAGAUAACGUCGUCAGCAAUUCCAGCAGUGAAACGUCGGACAGUAUCGAGGAGAUGCAAUUGAACGAGUCGAGAUCGUCGUUACAUCAGUCAAAUUGUAAAAUAUCUCAUUCUCAGACCGGCUCGCAAUUGUCGACACAGGACAAGAGUAACUCAAAACCGGAGAUUAGCAAUGCCGAUGAAACGUCCGAUAGAUUAAAAGCGAAAGAAGAAGAACGAGAAGAAAAAGUAAACCUGGGUGAGACAAAAAAGAGAUCGUUGUCUGACAAAGAUAGCGAAUCAAAUCCGGACGAUGUAAAGAUUAAGAAGCCGAAGUUCGCGAAAAAUAUACACGAAGCGAAGAAACUGAUGAAGCUCAGAAAGCAAAUGGAGAAGCAGAAAUCAAGAGACAACUCCAAGCUGGUCGAGAAGAAAGGUGCGCAAGAAACGGAGCAAACGAGUCAGUCGAGUGCGGCAAAGGACGGUGACAAUCUCAAGGACAUGCCGGACGAUGAGCGAGUUCAGAUCAUAGAGAUUCCUGACGAAGAGUACGAGGAACCUUACCCCGAGAAGCACGAGCCAAGUUUGAAAUUCGACGAUAGUUCGAUAAUGGUGCUAGGAACAGAGUCCUGCACGAACGACUUUUUGAACAAACGUCCCGAUCUGAAACCGACAUUGUCCAAGAUGGAAUUGCGCAUAAAGGAAUCAUUGAGCGAGAUAGUGACAAAUAUGCCAUCGGAGGACGGGCAGAACUCGACGCUUGACGCGAAUAUCGUGCAAUCUCACAAUUCACCUCGGCAAUGUUCCGGUUCUUCGACGCGUCUUGAAGAUUCGCAAGAAAUUAAAGAAGUCGACGAUUCCGAGAACAAAUUCAAGAACAAGAUAGAAUCGAAAGAUGUUGUCGUUGACAAAGAACAUUGUUUGCAAGUGGAAAAAACACGUGUUUCGGAAACAUCAACAGAUUUCGUGGAUCAUGACAAAAACACUAAACAAUCGACGGAAGGCGAUCUUGCGGAAGCGCGAGAAAGUAAAGUGGUGGACGCACGGGUGGACGUUGUUGAGGAGAUGCGGAACGACAGCCGAUCGGAGAUACGAGUCGAUGACAGGUUCCAAGAUAAGAAGGACGAGGUAGAAGUGCCGUCGUCGAAGAUCGGCGCGGCAAAAGUCUCUUCGUCCAACGAAGAUAAUGAAGACUGUCGUUACUUCAAGACUGACAACGAGCAGUCGGAGAAGUUUUCGAAUUUCUUAGAAAGUGUAGAACUGGAAAACUCCUCUCUGGAGGAUAUAAUAGAGAGUCUCGGUGGCAGGGUCGUUACUUCGAUACCGCAAUCAAUGGCAGCACCGCCGCCAAUGUUGCACGAACGUUCCUCCAGUCUGUUGUCGAACAUACUGGCGAAUAACACGAACAACAACAACGACUCGAGCGGACUCAAGCGAACGCUGUCGUCCUCGCUUAACGAGGACGCUGUGCAAGUCGUAAAAAAGAGGAAGUUUAUCAAGAAACCGAGACUCUCGAGUACGUGCAAUACACAAGGAAUUUCGAACGGCGAGAACUUCGUCAUGCCUCUGAGUCCGGACAGCGAUGUGUCCGCGACGAGCGAGAAAACCGCUUCGUCCACUGUCAUCAAAGAAGAAAAAAGCCGGAAUAGAAGCAGUCAUCAACGAUAUUCAAGCGAUGACUUGUAUAAACCACGUCCGUUAUUUUCGAGUUCAUCUCGUCGAAGCAGACGAGCCAACCAAGCAUAGUUAGCGCCGUAUAUUGGAUUCAGGUGUUGAAAACAACAAAAAAACCAAAAAAAAAAAAAAAACAAAAACAAAAACAAAAAAAAAACAUUUGUACAUCCUAAGUCUAAUUUUAAUGCACACAGAUCGGGCUCCCCCUUUCUGAUCUUAGAGGAAAACCAUCGUUUGUUCUCAACCUGUUAGUUCUCUCAUUCUCUCUUUGUUCAAUCUCUUGUUUUAGUGGCGAUAAAAGUGAAGAGUUAGAGAUUUUGGUUUGACUGCGUACUUUUUUUUUUUUUUUAGUUUUCUUGUUUUUCGUUUUUCAUACAGCAAUACAGAUUGUAUAAUAAAUAUACAGUGUGUGAUUUCUUGUAUUCAUCUUGCUACGUGUGUGUUGUAUAUGUGUAUGUAACUGUGCGCGUGCAUACGUCGGUGAAGUUUUAUUAAACUGAAUAACAAAUAUACAUGUAUUCAAUAUGUGUAUAAGCAUCAUGAGUGUUUUUUUAUCAUCUGAAUUUUUAACGUUUAUGUCUGUUUCUUUGAAACAAGAGUGCUUUUUCCAGAUGUUAUGAAAUUAUUUAUGUAAGAGUGAUAUUUUACACGUUACACGUACAUAUAAUAUAUAUAUAAACAAGAAUUUAAAAAAGGAUAAAAAAAAGUACUAAAGAUUAUAUAAUACUUAAAAGUUACAUACUUAUUGACGCUUGUAAAGUUUGAUAUUUAUAUUAUUAUAGAUCUAACGGGUUCAAAAAAUGCUUCUAUAACUAAUUCAGACGUGAACAUUAGUGAGAAAUGUUAAUAUUUUUGACCAAAACUCUUCCAUACUUGUCUGACGAAAGAGUUGGAUUACAAUUGAGAUACAUUAGAAUUUCUAAUAUCCAAAUGUGUGUGUGCAUGUGUGUGUAUGUGACAAAGCGAAGGCUCUUUAGAAAUAUAUAGGUCGUUCUUUUUUAAUAGGAUAUGUACAGCUUCUCUCCUGUACACAUAUCUGCGGAGGAUUACAUCAACUUUGCUAGAAGAAAUGAAAUUAAGAAAAAUACUUUUAUUAAAAUUUAUAAAAGUUUGUGUGUGUGGAUACACAAACUCUUAGCACAAGAGAUUAAUUAUCUAAUAGAUUUAAGUUUUAGACGAACAUAUUUAGGCGCAAUUGUUGUUGUUUAAAACUCGAAAUUUAGAAAUAGAAAAUUUUUUCGGUUCUUUAGAUAGGAUAUUGACUUCAAGAAAAUCUUCAAUGUGAAGUUACCUUCAAUGUAUAUUUGUUGCGCAAUGUGUUGCAUACACGUAUAUCUGCGCUAGCUUUUGAUUUUAAUAUAAAAGUAUAAUAUGCGAAAAAGUUUUUUACGACACAAUAUUACAUAAUCAGUGCACCCCAUGUGCGCAAAACGAAAUAUAUUUAUAAGACUGUGAUUUUUUAUAUGUAAUCGUAACUUUUAUACCGCGAAUAGGUCCAACGAUAUAAUAACUCGCUCACAAGUAUUCUUAUCCUAACAACUCCAUAUAUAUAUAUAUAUAUAUAUAUAUAUAAAUAUAUAAAAUUAAACAAGAUAGAAAUUAUCGAUAAGAUAAAAAAAUCGUUAAGUAAGCGCCAAGUGACAUGAUGAAGUAUAAUCUUCUCUUCUAGAAACACUUAAGUUGCGUAAUGUCAUUAAUUUAUAAAAUUAAUUACUUUAAUGAUCCGCAUAAAAAGUAGUCAAAAAAAAGAUUACGACUAAACUACUAGUAGUCCAUAUCAUUUCAAUUGCAUUAAAGAAGUGUUUCUUUUUUUUUUUUUUUUUUUCUCGUUGUGUUCAUGAAAGUAAAGAAGCAGCAAGUAAAAUUGCAGCAUUACAUCACGCGUAUUAUUAGAUCUGCUUCUUCAGCAAGCGCAUUCUUGGCUUUGCCAGCGGCUUUGUAAUAUCAAUGCAAAUGUACAUAUAUAUAUAUAUAUAAAUAUAAUUUAUGUAUGUAUGUAUACAUAUGUAAAUAUAUACAUAUAUAUACUGAUUACAAAGUUAUCAACAAAAAAUAGAAAUGUAUAUGUGUUGUGUUUGAUGUUGUAAAGUUGCCAACAAAGUCAAAAAUUCAAACGUUUCUUCUGUUUUUUUGUUUAUACAUACAAAAAGAAAGAACUCGCGUCGUACUUUAUUUUUCAUUAGAAAAAAAUGUACAGAGAAGAUAUAAGUUUUCUUUAAGUUCUCUUUAUUUAUUAUACACAGCUGUGUGUGUGAUACGUAUAUAUAAAUAUAACACACUUAAAGUUUAUAAAUUUUCCAUCGUUAGUAUAAAAGUUCGCUUUCACAAAUAAAACAGUUUUUAUAUAUCGUUAAUUAAUACUGCAAAUGCCUUUCGCGUUUGUCUCUUUUUUUUUUUUCCAACUUUUUCUCAACCUUUUUCCUCGCCUUCUUUCUGUCUCUAGGCUUUUGUGCGUGUGUAAUACAAUAUAUAUGCACGCGAGAUAAAAUUUAUAUCUUUGCACAUUGCAGUUCGAAAGCGUUCACAAGAGCAGCUCGUAUUAUCACAUCUUUCUGAGAACGAGAUGUUUGUCGUGUCAAAAAAGAGUUGAGGGAGUUUGUUUGAAUAUCAUCGGAUCUCGAAGUCACACACAAAAGAAGUUCGAAGACACUUCUCUCGCGCGUCUUUCCCGUUGCGACGCAGAAACAACAGAGAUUGAUUCAGCUUCUCCGGCCUGCUGAGUCCAAUAGACGCGCAAGGUCGUCGUAAUUAUGCGCAACGACGAUUAGAACGACGAUUCGUCGAUUAGAUGAUACACAGCGUUUCGUUGCUUGUUUACUUUCUGUGCACACGCCGUGCAAACCAAAGUUGCAUUACAUUCGUUCGUCGUUGACCUUGCCGCUUCUCGCUUUAAUAAUUAUGUUUCCGUCGGAUGCGUUGUGCACGAUAUUUGCAGCGUCAUAUACAACGACGUAUACGACGGCUAUCGAUUUUCACGUGUCAAACGAUCUAAUCGAAAUCUAAUCUAUACACCGCGGAAGAGAAAAGAAUAGUUAAUAAAAUACGUACAUUCGCGACGAACAUAUCGCGUGUAGUUUUUCCUCUCUCUGCAAAAAUUUAUAUACGUACAUACGUAGUAUAAAGUUGCGCAGCAAAUAAAUCGACUGCGCCUCUCGAUAGCGAGCUUAUCGCUCAUAUGAUGUACAAUAUUCUCGCUUUACAAUACACGCGCGCAUUUGCAUUAACGCUGGUCAUUGUCCUUCGUGGUAAUGUUUUAAAAAUUAAAGAACACAAAAAAAAAAAAA
This is a messenger RNA of Pseudomyrmex gracilis, 7478 nucleotides long. It is a transcript of the gene BOD1, whose product is annotated as biorientation of chromosomes in cell division protein 1-like 1. NCBI's taxonomy places the organism in Eukaryota, Metazoa, Arthropoda, Insecta, Hymenoptera, Formicidae. The transcript is spliced from 3 exons. The record is from RefSeq and is a predicted model, not a curated record. The coding region runs from base 223 to 4266 and encodes 1347 amino acids.